AUGGUGGGCGACACCUACAACGACGAGCUAUGGUAUGCUAACUUCAGAGUUACGAAAGAAACGUGUACAUUUAUUCUCAGAAAGAUUGAGCCCGAAAUACCUUAUGAAAAUACACAUCUUCGAGAAGCAGUUUCAGCGAAGCGACGGCUGGCAGUUACAUUAUAUUAUCUAGCAUCCACGGCUGAAUACCGCACAAUUGGCAACUUAUUCGGAGUUUCACGGUCGUUUGUGUGCCAGUGCAUUAAAGAAGUAUGUCAUGCAAUAGCAAAGCAGUUUCCAAAUCAUUAAACGCUAUCAGCUUCCCUACGGGUGAUGACCUUUUGCGAGUCAUACGAGGUUAUGAAGAGACAUGGAGCAUUCCUAUGUGUGCGGCCGCAGUAGAUGGAACUCACAUACCGAUACUGGCACCUAACAAAAAUCACACAGAUUAUGUCAACCGUAAGGGGUUUCAUAGCGUCCUUAUGCAGGCUGUGGUAGAUUGUAAUUAUAUAUUCAGGGACGUAGUUAUCGGUUGGCCAGGAAGCGUACAUGAUGCGCGGGUUUUCUCCAACUCAGCCAUUUUUGCAAAAGGAAGGGAUAACUGUCUUUUCCAGAUGACCUCAAUACGGAAAUAUGUGGGGUGGAGAUGCCACCGGUAAUUCUUGCGGACCCAGCCUAUCCGCUGUUAUCAUGGGUGUUAAAGGGCUACCCUAGGAACGAAGCAACAAGAAGUUAACGUGUUCAGUUAACUAUCGUCUGAGUCGUGCACGAAUGAUGGUAAAAACUUUGAUAGGUGAAAAGGAAGAUACAUCAGAUUCAAAAAGCGGGUGGACAUGGAUGUAAGUAUACUCUGGCACAUGUUGUACAGGCCUCCUGCAUGUUACAUAACAUAUACGAAGCUCUUAAAAAUGAAUUUCUUCCUGAUUAGACUGAUGCUGAAGUACUUAUUGAGGAACCAAUACUUCCAAUUGAUGAAACGCCAGCACCAGACGCAGAGCUAAUCCGUGAUGCUUUAGCUGAAUAUUUCACCA
Molecule: messenger RNA, 1010 nt
Organism: Paramuricea clavata
Lineage: Eukaryota; Metazoa; Cnidaria; Anthozoa; Malacalcyonacea; Plexauridae
Source: the annotation of a GenBank genome assembly